UAUAGUUUGAUAUGAGCAUAAAGAUCGCGAGAGAUCGUGCUCGUUAUCCAGAGUUUCUUAUUUUCCCCGCAUGAGGUCAUCAAAAUCAGUUCGGAUUUGGAUGGUCUUCGGUUAACCUUAACCUUAACCUAUAAAAUGUUUGACAGUUAUGUGCAAUGACGUGAGCUGUAUGCAAAAUUUGGCAGCCUACAUAAUGUUAAUAGACAUUUCUUCAGAAAGCAGAUUUUGAUUCGUCGUGUUUAUCAAAUGGUUUCAUGAUUAAUAAAUGAAAAAUAAAUCGAUAUCUAAUAACGUAUUUAUACUGUUUACAUUGAUGGCAUAACAAUGUCGAAUCCAGAUAAGAAAUCUAACGAACCAUAUCAUCAAUUAGAGGAAUUACAUGGUGCUGACUUAAAUGUUUCUGCUCAGAGCACAUCAAAUUUGCACAUGAGCUUUGAAAAUGGUACUGAACGAUCAAUGGAACUAUCUUCUGUUGUGGUUAUACCGGAUGAUACAUUCACUGUUGUACAAGCUAUCAAUGCCUUAGGCUUUGGAAAAUUUCAAGUGAAAUUAUCUUUAUUUACUGGUCUAUGUUGGAUGGUGGAUAGUAUGGAGAUUACAAUAUUGAGUAUCCUAAGUCCAUCUUUACAUUGCGACUGGGGCAUUUCUAGAUAUCAGCAAGCAUUGACUACAACAGUAGUCUUUCUUGGUAUGAUGCUAAGCUCUACUUUCUGGAAUAACUUGAGUGAAAGAUAUGGUCGUAAACAAGCUUUAACUUUGUGUGCAGUAUUAUUGUCUUAUUAUGCAUUUUUAAGUUCAUUUGCACCAAACUUUUUGUGGAUGCUGUUACUUAGAGGAGUUGUAGGAUUUGCUAUUGGUUGUGUGCCACAAUCGGUAACAUUAUAUGCAGAGUUUCUGCCAGCAAAACAACGAGCAAGAUGCGUUAUUCUACUGGAUUGUUUUUGGGCACUUGGAGCUUGCUUUGAGGUGGCAAUUGCGUUGAUCGUAAUGCCCAAUUUUGGAUGGAAAUGGCUUCUUAUAUUAUCAUCCAUUCCACUAUUUAUAUUUGCUGUAAUAACACCGUGGCUUCCAGAAUCUACAAUAUUUGAUAUGACAACUGGAAGAAUGGAUCGUGCAAUUUCGACAUUAGAACGCGUAGCUAAAGAAAAUAAAAAAUCAUUACCUCUAGGAAGAUUAGUUAUGGAUCGAUUUUAUCAAGGUCAUCAUGGUUGUCUCAAAGAUGUUCUAAGUAAAGAAAUGUGCAAAACAUCUACUUUGCUUUGGCUUGUAUGGAUGAGUACAGCGUUUUGUUAUUACGGAGUGGUAUUAAUGACUACUGAACUUUUUCAUACAUCCUCGGAACAGUGUGGUACAUGGGAUGCCAACAAGAAUGAGGGUACAUGUCAGCUUGAUUGUCGAUUACGACGUAGUGACUACAUUGAUCUACUUUGGACAACGUUAGCAGAGUUCCCCGGUAUUUUCUCUACCGUUUUUGCGAUCGAGAAAAUAGGCAGACGAAAGACAAUGGCGUGCCAGUUAGUGAUGUUCGCUAUUGUAAUUUGUUUCUUGGGCAGAACAUGUUUAUUAAGUAGAGCAUCGUUGACUAUCGCCAUUUUUCUAGCAAGAGGUUUAAUCGCCGGUGUAUUUCAAGCUGCGUAUGUGUACACACCGGAAGUGUAUCCCACGCAUUUACGAAGCAUAGGUGUAAGCGCUUGCAGUGCAAUGGCACGAAUCGGUGCUAUGGUCACUCCGUACAUAGCACAAGUAUUUUUACAAUGGUCCAUCACGGGAGCUAUGGCCAUUUAUGCAACAACCGCAUUAUGCGCUGCAAUUGCUACACUUGCGCUUCCCGUUGAAACAAAGAAUCAGCAAUCAAAUGAAGCAAGUCAAGAAAAUAGAUAGACAUUUUUAUAAUGUAAUAUUUUAGCAGAUUGACUGAAAAUAACUACUUUAUCUUAUGUUAUUUAAAAUAUUUUUAAUUAAAUUACAAUAUAUAAUAAUAGAUAUACAUA
This is a messenger RNA of Linepithema humile (Argentine ant), 1991 nucleotides long. RefSeq names its product synaptic vesicle 2-related protein. The record is from RefSeq and is a predicted model, not a curated record. Gene Ontology annotation, molecular function: transmembrane transporter activity. NCBI's taxonomy places the organism in Eukaryota, Metazoa, Arthropoda, Insecta, Hymenoptera, Formicidae. Gene Ontology annotation, cellular component: membrane. Gene Ontology annotation, biological process: transmembrane transport.